Molecule: messenger RNA, 1476 nt
Organism: Microplitis mediator
Lineage: Eukaryota; Metazoa; Arthropoda; Insecta; Hymenoptera; Braconidae
Exons: 3
Coding region: 144-1397 (417 amino acids)
Source: RefSeq, a predicted model, not a curated record
CUCUGUUAAUUUUCCGAUGAAUGUGAUCAGAAAUCUGACUUUCAAAUAUCGGCAAUUUUUUUGAUUCAAACAUUAUCAUUAAAUUCUAAUAAUUUUGUUAUUUAAAAAUCUAUUAUUGUUACAAAAGUUUUAUAAGUUAAUUCAUGAUGAUGAUAUCAAUAGAAAAUAUUAUUUUAAGUGUAUGGUUUGCAAGUGUUUCUUGUUAUAAAUUCGAAAACUCUAAUUUACCAGUAACAGAUACUCCAAUCACACACAUACAUGUGGCUCAACUUUUUAAACUUUGCUAUGCAAAUACAUCAAAUCCUAUAGUCAUCACUGAAAAUUUGGCAACUAGUUUGCACAAAAAUUUGGUCGAUUCAACAAAGGCACCUGUCAUUAUCAUCAACGAUGGAUUCAUAUCAAAAGACAUUCAACUGUACAAUCCAACCUAUCCAAUGUAUAUUUUAUCAGUGUCGAGUCAUAAGGAAUUGAAUGCUCUAGUUCGCAAGUUGAUAUUUUCACCCUUUUGGAGUAUUCAAUCAGCGUUUUUCGUAAUCGUCGAAUCUGUAGAAUCAUGUGAAAAGGAUUCUAUUGGAGUUUUGGGACUACUAUGGGAGUUUGAUCUGUUAUCAUGUGUCGUGGUGUGCUCUAGUACCGGCACUGAAACUACUCUCUAUACUUACAAUCCUUUCACGAAACGAGCUCCCGAUCCUUGGAUUGAAAUUGAGAAAAAUUGGUUUGACCACCAUCAACGACCAGUGACCUUCUACAAGCAAUCUUUCACUAACGAUCUUAAUAUAUGUGCGAAUCUCACUUUUGAUAAAACGAUACUUCUUGAUGGUUAUCCUGUUAAAACGGCCGAGGUGAUACCGAAAGAUACACAUUUUUACUUUAAUCGAAUAUUUGCUUCUUUGAACAUGACUCUGCAAAUGACUGCCUUCGAAGGGGAUUCUACUUUACUCGCUUUAUCAAUAAUAAAUGGUGAACAAGACAUUAUUACAGAUGUGUAUGCUGAUUAUGUAACUCAACUUGGAGACUUAGUGCCCGUGACUAUUGAACUUUCUUAUGUCAUAGUAACACAAAAGCGAAGUUUUCAACCAGCAUUUUAUGAAAUUGAAAGUGUGUUCGAUAUUAAUGGCGCUAUAGGGAUAAUAAUUAUUCUUCUUUUAAUUACCGUCCUGAUUAUAUUGCACAAUGGGUAUCAAGUCAGAUUGGCUAUUCUGGAUGUCUUGAAGCUGCUGAUGAGUAUGGGGAUAGAUACACCUCUUGAUCGACUCGCUAUGAAAUUAACCUUCUUUACUGCUUUUUUGUUCGUUUUUAUAUUUGGUCCAGCGCUUGAGGGACAAUUAUUCGCCUCACUUACUCGUCCGCCCUCUCAGAACGUGCACGGAAAAAAAUUAAUCGUGAAUGCAACAUGAUGCAGUCAUGUUGCAUUCACAUGAUGAAAUCAUGUUGCAUUCACAUGAUUUGUCAUGUUGCAUUCACAUGAUAGUCAUG